Melopsittacus undulatus (budgerigar) is the source of this 1248-nucleotide messenger RNA. RefSeq names its product nth like DNA glycosylase 1 (gene NTHL1). Bases 5 to 871 code for a protein of 288 amino acids. The record is from RefSeq and is a predicted model, not a curated record. Gene Ontology annotation, molecular function: DNA-(apurinic or apyrimidinic site) endonuclease activity; oxidized pyrimidine nucleobase lesion DNA N-glycosylase activity; DNA binding. Gene Ontology annotation, cellular component: nucleus. The transcript has 6 exons. Gene Ontology annotation, biological process: base-excision repair, AP site formation; nucleotide-excision repair; base-excision repair. NCBI's taxonomy places the organism in Eukaryota, Metazoa, Chordata, Aves, Psittaciformes, Psittaculidae.
CGCCAUGUGCGCGGCCGGGGUCACCGGCAGUGGCCGGGCUGCGGCCCGGAGGCUCGGCAGGGCCGGGGAGGCGGCUGGAGCCCCGCAGCCCGGCAGCAUCCCCAGGCGCAGCAGCAGGAGGAGGAGAAGUGUCCCCAUUGCCUAUGAAUGUGGGGACGAGCAGGGGGUGUCUGAGCCCCAGAGAACACGCUGGGAGCCCAAGGACUGGAGGCAGCAGCUGGAGCGCAUCCGGGAGAUGAGGAGGAGCAGGGAUGCGCCCGUCGAUGGGAUGGGAGUGGAGAAGUGCUACGAUAGCAGCGCUCCUCCGCAGGUCAUGCGCUACCAGGUGCUGCUGUCACUGAUGCUGUCCAGCCAGACCAAGGACCAGGUGACAUGGGCUGCAAUGCUGCGUCUCCGGCAGCACGGCCUCACCGUCGACAGCAUUUUGCAGAUGGAUGAUGCCACACUUGGACAGAUCAUUUAUCCCGUGGGAUUCUGGAGGAACAAGGUGAAGUACAUCAAGCAGACAACAGCCAUCCUGAAGCAGAAGUACGGCGGAGACAUCCCAAGGACCGUGGAGGAGCUGGUGCAGCUGCCAGGAGUCGGGCCCAAGAUGGCUUACUUGGCCAUGAACAUUGCCUGGGACAGCGUGUCUGGGAUAGCUGUGGACACUCACGUGCACAGGAUCUCCAACAGGCUGAAGUGGGUGAAGAAGGAGACCAAAUACCCUGAGGAGACUCGGGUGGCACUGGAGGAAUGGCUGCCCAGGGAUCUCUGGAGGGAGAUAAACUGGCUCCUGGUGGGCUUUGGCCAGCAGACCUGCCUGCCCGUGAAGCCGCGCUGCACCGAGUGCCUCAAUCAAGACAUUUGCCCAGCUGCUAAGAGGCACUGAGGGGUCCAUCUGGUCCUUGGAGAGCAGUAAAGCUGCUUCAGCUCAGCAGUAGCCCGGAGCUGAGCCCUGGCACAGCUGUGCAUUGCACGGGGCUGGCUGUGUGACUGCAGGGAAACAGGAGCCUGCUGCAGCCAGCUCAGCAUCACUGGGGAGCGAGCAGCCGCUGGCAAGGGCUGAGCUCUCAGAGGAAAAAGGGGCUUUCAGAGUGCAGCAGUCCUGCUGGGUCACGGCUGAAGGCUCCAGCCCUGUGUGAAUGCCUGAGUAUGCCCCAGCUGUGCUGCAGCAGGAGGAGCUGGAGAGGAGAGCUUUGUCCUGGAGGACUUGCUGCUGCUGCUGCUUGUAAAUACACGUGUAAUAAAGGUGGUGGGGUGUUUCUA